AUGGCACCCAAGAGCAUCCGCGGCUCUCUGGGGUCCAUGUUCCAAUUUUUCUUCACGCUUGGCGUCAUGACAUCGUACUGGAUAGACUAUGGUGUUACGCAACACAUGGCAGCUACAACAUCUCAGUGGCAGGUGCCCAUUGGACUCCAGCUCGUUCCAGGGGGGUUGCUAGGAAUUGGCAUGCUACUGACCAAGGAAAGUACCCGUUGGCUUGCCAAGAAGGGGAAAACUGACGAGGCACUGAAAUCUCUCAUCUGGGUCCGUGGGGGAGAGAACAACGACGCAGUCCAGGAGGAGUUCGCCGAGAUACUUGCGGGCAUCCACGAGGAGGUUGGAACAACUGAAGGCUUCACGUGGAAAGAGGCCUUGCUACCAGCGAAUCGAUUUCGAUUUGUCAUAGUGAUCACACUCCAGAUUGGAGUUCAAUUGACCGGCAACACAUCACUAGCUUAUUACGCACCUCAAAUUUUCAACGCCAUUGGGGCGGGCGACCAAAGCCUUUUCAUUACUGGUUUCUUUGGCGUUGUCAAAGUUGUUUCAUGUCUGUUCUUCUUGCUCUUCCUAGUAGAGCGAAUUGGCCGCCGCGGCUCACUCCUAGGCGGGUCCUUUUUGAUGGGUACUUACAUGCUUAUCAUCGCUUGCCUAACGGCCACCCACCCACCCGUGUCUGGGAAAGGGUUUACCAGCACUGGGGCUGCUGCCGUCACCAUGGUCUACCUCGAAGCCAUGACUUACAAUAUAUCGUGGGGCCCUGUAUCCUGGCUCUACAUGGGCGAAAUUUUCCCAACCAGAUUACGUGAAGCAGGGAUCGCAGUUGGAACUGCGACACAAUGGUUAUUCAACUUUGUCUUCUCGCAAGUUACUCCCUAUGCUAUCAACAACAUCGGCUGGCGUACUUUUCUGAUGUUUUGCAUCUUCAAUUGGUCUUUGGUGGUCUACACCUGGCUUUUUAUCAAGGAGACUAAGGGGAAGUCAUUGGAAGAAAUGGAAGCAUUAUUCGGAUCCACUCAAACUGCGAUCAAUAUUCACGCCGUCCGCGGUAAAGGUUACGCCGAAGGAGACAAUGCACAUCAUACAAGCACCAGGCGAUCCAGUCAGCUGGAGCGCGUAUGA
Molecule: messenger RNA, 1113 nt
Organism: Neoarthrinium moseri
Lineage: Eukaryota; Fungi; Ascomycota; Sordariomycetes; Amphisphaeriales; Apiosporaceae
Exons: 9
Coding region: 1-1113 (370 amino acids)
Biological process (GO): carbohydrate transport; transmembrane transport
Cellular component (GO): membrane
Molecular function (GO): carbohydrate:proton symporter activity
Source: RefSeq, a predicted model, not a curated record